Molecule: messenger RNA, 1092 nt
Organism: Lathyrus sativus (Indian pea)
Lineage: Eukaryota; Viridiplantae; Streptophyta; Magnoliopsida; Fabales; Fabaceae
Source: the annotation of a GenBank genome assembly
AUGGCUCAAACAACACCAAAUCACACACAAACUGUUUCUGGCUGGGCAGCUCAUGAUUCUUCUGGCAAGAUUACCCCAUACACCUUCAAAAGAAGAGAAAAUGGUGUUACUGAUGUAACUAUCAAGAUUUUGUAUUGUGGAAUUUGUCACACUGAUAUCCAUCAUGCUAAAGAUGACUGGGGCAUUACUAUGUACCCAGUUGUUCCCGGGCAUGAGAUAACAGGGGUUAUCACUAAGGUUGGGAGUGAUGUAUCAGGAUUCAAAGAAGGAGAGAGAGUUGGUGUGGGGUGUUUGGCUGCUUCAUGUUUGGAUUGUGACUUUUGCAAAACAGAUCAGGAAAAUUACUGUGAAAAGUUGCAGUUUGUUUACAAUGGAAUUUUCUGGGAUGGUAGCAUUACAUAUGGUGGUUACUCACAAAUGUUGGUGGUAGAUUACAGAUAUGUAGUACACAUUCCAGAGAACUUACCAAUGGAUGCAGCAGCACCAUUAUUGUGUGCUGGAAUAACAGUGUUCAGUCCUUUGAAAGACCAUAAUUUGGUAUCAACACCUGGGAAAAGAAUUGGUGUGGUUGGUUUGGGAGGACUUGGUCACAUGGCUGUUAAAUUUGGGAAAGCUUUUGGUCACCAUGUUACUGUCAUAAGCACUUCUCCUUCCAAAGAAAAUGAAGCCAAGAAACGUUUGGGAGCUGAUGAUUUCAUAAUCAGCACUAACCCCGAACAAUUGCAGGCUGCAAAGAGAAGCUUAGAUUUUAUUCUGGACACUGUAUCAGCAGAUCAUGCUCUAUUGCCUAUCUUAGAAUUGCUCAAAGUUACAGGGACUCUAUUUCUCGUGGGCGCACCGGACAAGCCACUUCAAUUGCCUGCUUUUCCAUUGAUUUUUGGGAAGAGAUCCAUAAAAGGUGGGAUCAUUGGAGGAAUAAAAGAGACACAAGAAAUGUUGGACGUUUGUGGAAAAUUGAAUAUAACAUGUGACAUUGAGUUAAUCAAAGCUGAUACAAUCAAUGAGGCUUUUGCUCGUCUUGUGAAGAAUGAUGUUCGCUACCGUUUUGUCAUUGACAUUGCUGAUGCUUUUGCUACCACAAAAGAUAUCUAA